UUUUUGAAUAUAUCAAAUCAAACCUGACAAAAAGUUUCCAAGAAAUAGAAUGCAUAGCCCGGAGUGCGUCAUCAAUAUUUCAGGAAAUCAUUUUAUCUAAAGAUGGUGCCGAAAUUGCUGUUAUGAAUAGUUCAGGAACGGCCUCAAUGCUUAUAACUAAUGCGAGAUACUCUGUAACAACACAAUCGUUUAGUGGGGAUGAACGACUGAUCUUGAGAAUAUCCAGUGUGGAGUGCGAAGAUCAAGGAAUGUGUGGUUGCAAAAUGUCGACAAAGAACAAUUCUAUAAUAACCGCUCCCAAUAUGACGUUUAUUGUGGAAGGAGCUAAACCAGAAUUGAAAUUACAUCCCGACAUCUUCGAACCUUUUGCUAGAGCAGGCCUCAAUCAUAUAUUUUCCACGGAGCACACCGGAAUGGAAGAGAGAAAUAACUACUUGGAAGUUCAAAUAUUCAAACUGAACGCUGUGACUGGUUUUAGAUACUCAAACAGAAUAGCAGAGACCGAAAAAAUGCUGGAUCCUACGAACAAUAUAACUAACAUCAACAUCACAGGAACGACUGCCCAGUUCCUUCUUGUGUCUGAUUGGAAAACGAAUGUGUCGUGUAACAACCCGGAAACGAUAACAUUUUUGCUGGACUUGACGAUGGAGUUCAAUAACGGGACUGUGAAAUGUGUGCUGAAGGACGACGAGACAGUGCACUCUUCUGUGGAGUCACGCAUAACAGUGAUUCCUGGUAACUUUUGUGACGGAUAUGAGCACCAAUCUAUCAGAAAACAUCCGAACAAUGACUGCAAUAGUUUUGUCGAUUGUUCGGAAAUCGAAGGGAAAAUGUAUGCCGUGGGAAAUCAAUGUCCUACUGGCCAAUGCAUGGACUUUACAAAGAAAUAUUGUGUACCUUGUGACGGAAGUUUUACUUGCGAGGAAGUAACAACACCUGGGCCUACAACAAUAAUGACAACCCUACCCCCAGGAACACGCUAUGUGUCGUGUAAUGAUUCCACCCACUCGGAGGGGACAUCAGCCAUCGUAAAAUGUGUUGUCCUAGAUAACACAUUCGUCAGCCUAAACAUCACAUUCCUCCCAGAGUCAAGUCAAGGAAGUGAGGAAAAAAUAGCGGGAAUUCUUCCAGACGGCACGGUGCAAUCUCAGUCCCGUCCUGACAUGGACAUAUCCACCAACUUUGCUUCAUCGCCUAUGAUUUUAUCAAUGACGUUCCAUUCAGUAAAUUGCAGUGGUAAAGGACGAUAUAGUAUCACCGGCAUGGGAACAGAUUCAUCAGUUGCCCUUUCUGUUGAAACAUUUAGACUAAAUGUUAUUAGCAAUCUGACAGCAUUCAGUAUAAACACGAGUCCAAUUUACGAAGAGGGUUCACAGAUUGAAUUCAACUGUACAGCUACUAUAGAUGAGUCUCACGCAGACAUUAAAGCGUACUACAAAAAACAAUCAGAGAGCAGUUUUACCAACAUUGAAGGAUCAAUAGUUAUCACUGGAAGAAACGACCCACACUGUCUUGUGAAUGUCGUUUGGAAACCAUCAAAUCUUAUGAUAGCUGAUGGAAGUUUCAAUAAUACCGAUCUUAAAUGUUCAAUUAUGCAAUGGCCAUUUGCAAAUAAAUUUAAGUCAAUUACUGUUCGAAGCGCAGAACAGCGUGGAGAAAUUCAAAACGAGCGUCCUCUACACUCCCUAAACAUCUAAAGUACAUGGAUAAUACAGCCGAUAAUGUUAUAGACAUGUGCAACCUCUGGAGAAAAUAUUAUUCUGAUCUUGCCGCGGAGAAACACACUCCAAACAAAUUUGAUGAUUCAUUCAAAGAACAUAUUGAUGAAUAAGUAAAUCAUCUAGAUAGUGAGUCCAGAAGCUUCUCCCAAUUUACUCUUGUACAGGAUCCAUUAUCGACUGAGGAAAUACGGCAACAUAUUACAGCAAUAUCAAAGGGACAAGAAGCGGGUCCAGACUUUCUUACAAAUGAACACAUCAUAUACGGCGGAAACAAACUCGUAGAUCAUUUAUGUAUUCUUUUCAACCACAUAUUGCAAUGUACAUAUGUUCCUGAAAUGUUUAAGGUUGGUAAAGUAAUCUCUAUCUACAAAGGCAAAAAUAAAGAUAAAUGUAACCCUACAAACUACAGAGGUAUUACAUUGACUUCUGCAAUAAGCAAACUAUUUGAAAAGGUUAUUCUAUGUCGCAUUGAAAAUGAAUUAACUGAAAAGCGCAUCUUAUUUCCACAUCCGUUACAAUUCGGUUUCAGAAAUGAGCAUGGUGCUAUACCAGCCUGUUAUGUCUUGAAAGAAACCAUUGGCUAUUAUGUAUGAAGGGGUUCGCCAGUCUUCUGUGCUUUUUUAGAUAACGAAAAGGCUUUUGAUAGAAUAUGGCAUAAUGUCCAUUUAUUUAAACUGCAUACUCUUGGAAUUGAUCGUAGAAUAUGGAAAAUCCUGAAAUACUGGUACAAUGGCAAUAAAUGUUUUGUAUCCUUUGCUGGGAUGAAUUCGUCAUUAUACAAUGUUUCACAAGGUGUUGGUCAAGGAAGAGUUCUUAGUGCUUUUAUGUUCCUUGUAUAUGUAGACGAUCUCUUAAAUGAAAUUUGUAAACUCAACUAUGGGUUAUUGUUGGGUGAUAUACAUAUACCAAGUAUACUGUUAGCAGAUGAUACUGUUUUGCUGAGUAAUUCGCCUUCGCUCUCUUCAAAGUCUGUUGGUUAUUGUUGAGCGUUAUGUAUACAAAUGGAGACUUCAUUACAACCCAUGUAAAAGUGUUUUUAUAGUUUUUAAUAAGUUUCCUCUUUCAUUUGUAAAUCAUGAAAUGAAAUUAUUUAAUGAUCAUAUACCAUAUUGUGAUAGUGUCAUAUAUGCAGGUUGUUUGCUUCAAGCAAACAUGAAAUGUGACAAAUUGACAGAUCGAGCGUGCAAGGCUGCAAGAACUAAAAUACAUUCCUUUUAUACAAUUGGUGUGAACAGUUUUCAGAUUCAUCCUAUAGUUUCAGCUAAAAUUUGGAAAAGGAUUGUGUUACCGUCGGCAUUCUAUUCUUGUGAGCUAUGGACAGCAUUAUCUAAAGAAGAUCUGAACAAAAUUGAAUAUAUCCAAAGACAUUUUUCUAGAAUAAUACAAGGUUUUUCAAAAUAUUCUCCAUCUCUUUCGUGUAUUGCAAAUCUAGGUUUAUGGACUAUGGAAGGAUAUAUUGAUAAAUGUCGUUUAUUAUUAUUCGGUAGACUGCAUAGAGCAGAUCAAAACUCUACUCACAAUAAAGUAUAUAGAUUUAUAUCCAAUGUUUGUGUUGCUGAAAAGUUUCUCGUGACAAAAUUUAUUACUGAUACUCUGACAAAAUACGAAAUGUCUAAUGUCUUUUCUGACCAUGCUGAUAUUGUUUUUGAUAAACAAUCGUUUUCAAAAUUAGUUUUUAAAAAUGUAUUUCUAGUAGAAGAUAGAAAAUGGCAUAAUGCAAUAUCACAAUGUCAACAUAUGUCGUUGUUUAUGAAAAUUCAUUGUAAAUUAAGACCAAGUCAUAUCUGGUGUAUCCUUAAUGAAAAUCCUGGUCAACGACGGUCUAUUAAUUGUCUCUUGCAACUUGCCUCUAUGAAAAUAGUUUCAAAAAAAUGUACUUUGUGUGGUAAAAAUGUUUUAAAUUAUAACAUGCAUGUAAUGCUUAGUUGCUUCAAUGUUUUAUCAGAAAGAGAACAUUUACUAGAGAAUAUAUUGGAUCUGUUAGACCUUGAAGAAUAUGUUAAUUUUGAGAGCCAAAGUAUUGAAACACAAUAUCUUUCUCUUCUGGGAUGUAUUAAUGGUACUAGCUUUGGAAAUUUGUCUCGUGAUAAAUGGAAAAAAGUAAUUCAAAUUGUUUCAAAUUACGUUUUCAAAUUGAAAAAUCUCUUUAUCUUUGAUUGUCGUAAAAUGUAACUUUGUACAUAUAUAAUUAUGUUUGUUUGUUCCUGUUCAUAUCUAAUUAUAUAAUGUUCUAGUUGUCAAUUACUUAUAACUCUCCAUUACCUUGGAGGAAAUAAAGAAUAUCUUAUCUUA
Messenger RNA from Ostrea edulis (European flat oyster), 4013 nucleotides. RefSeq lists its product as uncharacterized. The transcript has 7 exons. The record is from RefSeq and is a predicted model, not a curated record. Lineage: Eukaryota; Metazoa; Mollusca; Bivalvia; Ostreida; Ostreidae. The coding region runs from base 123 to 1697 and encodes 524 amino acids.